This is a messenger RNA of Trichosporon asahii var. asahii CBS 2479, 2298 nucleotides long. RefSeq lists its product as uncharacterized. The record is from RefSeq and is a predicted model, not a curated record. The transcript has 7 exons. Gene Ontology annotation, biological process: protein ubiquitination; rescue of stalled cytosolic ribosome. Gene Ontology annotation, molecular function: ribosome binding; ubiquitin protein ligase activity. Bases 1 to 2298 code for a protein of 765 amino acids. NCBI's taxonomy places the organism in Eukaryota, Fungi, Basidiomycota, Tremellomycetes, Trichosporonales, Trichosporonaceae.
AUGUCCCGGCGCAAGGCUUUCGACACUUCGCUUUCCGGAGGCAAGGGAAAGGCCCCCCAGUCCAACUCGAACAACAACGCCAGUUCGAACGCCAAGGGGAAGGGCAAGUCUCCUGCGACUACCCCCGACUCUGACAAUGCUGUUGUCGCUCAGCGCUCCACACCGACUACGGUCGCGGCUCCACCGCCGGAGCUCGACGAUGCGUCCCAGUGUUUCAUUUGUGCGGAGCCCAUCACUUAUUGGGCCGUUGGGCAUGUCUGUGCCAUCCGUUUGCGUGUGUUCUACAAAGUGCUGGAGUGUGCAUACUGCAAGCAGAUGUGUCCUUCUCUGCUCUUUUCGAAGUCACCAGAGACUGAGUUUCCGGAUGGUCCUUUCCGCAAGCCCACCGCCCCAGCGACGAUCGAGCGGGCGCAGGCUGAGGCUACCAAGCCGGAGAACAAGGGCAAGAAGUGGUAUUCGGGCCUUGUCCUCCCCGGCACACUAGACCUGAAGCAGUUCCCUUACUCUGAUGAGAAGCUGGGCGUCGCGUUCGAAGAUGAGGAAGUCAUGGAAGCGUCCCUGCUUCUGCUCCGCUUCAACUGUCCCUACCCCGAUUGCGCCCACAUGGCGAACGGCUGGCCGGCACUGGAGAAGCACACGCUCGCUGAACACGGACUCGUGUUCUGUAAGCUGUGUACGCGUCAACUGUCGCGUUUCUCGCACGAGCAGGUGCUCUACCCUCCUCAUCUCCUGGCUUUGCAUGACCCGUCGCGUCUGCACCGUGGCCAGAAGCCGCCCCGACCUAGGUCGGAAAAGGAACAGGAGCUCGUCAAGUCUUGGGAAGCGCCGCACCCUAUGUGCGAGAACUACAACAAGCUGGAGACGCAUUUCAACCGCGACCACUUCCCGUGCAAGAACCCGAUCUGUAUCGAGAAGAAGUUCCAGGUAUUCGGCAGCCCGCUCGAUCUGCAGGCGCAUAUGAUGGAGGAGCACGGCGAGAACAUGUCCGCGCGCGACAAGGCACAGGCGCGCCACAUCCCGAUUGACUUCAACUCGCGCGGCGAGUCCAGCUCUGCCGCUAGGAGCGGCGGACGCGGAUUCACGCUUUCAGGAGCUCAGCAGCUUGCGGCCCCGCCCAUGGACGAGCGGCAGCAGGCUCAGCAGCGCCGCCAGAUUCAGACCGACCGUCAGGAGGAGGGACGCCGUCGCAAGGCGUUCGUCAUCGGCCUCACCGACGGCAGCAGCGGCCGCGAAGCCUCCGGUUCCGGUUCCGGCAGGCAAAGCCCCCAGGAGUCCGCCAGCGGCUUCGCUACGCCCCGCGAUGACGUUGACGAUGCGACUGUAGCGCGCCACGCCGCCCUGCUCGCGCGCGUCGGCAUGCUUGUCGGCGACUCGCAGACCAAGCUCGCGUCGUUCCGCUCGGCCGUGCGCCAGUUCAAGAACAACGAGUCGUCCGCCAAGGACAUGGUCGAUACGGUUUACCACGUUCUGGACGAGGACGCUGCGGCCACGUCCGGUGUGGUCCGCGAGAUUGCCAAGCUCUUCGACGGCGACGACGAGCGGGAAAAGCAGCAGGCGAUUAUCGCUUCGCUCAGCAACUUCCGUGUUGAGGCUUUCCCCGCCCUUGGUGGCGCCCCCGGCGGCGUCGGCUCAAACUGGGCUGGUGUCUCGUCCGGCCGCAUUCUCUCUGCGAAGCGCGCGACGCACACUGGACGUGGCAGUGCGAACAGCCGUGGAAUCUGGGACCGUGUCGAGGCCGCUGCUGGUUCCCAGCCUCGUGCCACUGUCGGUCUGAACGGCCGUCCGGUCCCCGGAGCGGGCGGUGACGCCUUCCCCUCUCUCGGCGCUGCCGGCCCCUCCAAGCCGGCCGCCCACUCGACGCCGUGGGCUUCUGGCGGUGCCGGCUCGUCUUCGCGUGCGCCGCCCGCGCUUGUCCCGCAGAUCCGCUCGAUCAACUACGCCACGGGCCCGGCCGCCUCGCGCCCGAAACAGAUCAACAAGGACUCGUUCCCCAGCUUACCUUCCUCGCAGGCCGCGAAGAAUGCGGCUGCCGAGCGCGCAGCGCUGUUUAGUAAACCGACUGCGCGACAGGAGUCGAUCGCUCGUAUCCGGGGCACGACGGCCAAGCCCCCGCCCACGAACAGCUGGGGUGGUAGCGGAAACGCGACACCGACUAACGCUGGCAGCAGCUCGUCCAGCGCCGUCAAUGGCGCGACGCAGGCGCUGGAAGAGCUCAGCGUCGACGAGCCCCAGCCCAAGUCCAAGAAGAAGGGCAAGCAGAAGCAGCUGCUGUUCAGCGUCAGCGCGAGCGGCAAGUAA